Molecule: messenger RNA, 6619 nt
Organism: Stegostoma tigrinum
Lineage: Eukaryota; Metazoa; Chordata; Chondrichthyes; Orectolobiformes; Stegostomatidae
Gene: supt5h
Product: SPT5 homolog, DSIF elongation factor subunit
Exons: 29
Coding region: 190-3519 (1109 amino acids)
Biological process (GO): transcription elongation by RNA polymerase II; regulation of transcription by RNA polymerase II; transcription elongation-coupled chromatin remodeling
Cellular component (GO): DSIF complex
Molecular function (GO): protein binding; mRNA binding
Source: RefSeq, a predicted model, not a curated record
GGUGACGCGCACGCAUGGCGUGGGAACGUCCUGACGCCUUGGAGUCGUGGGUCGAGCGCAAACAAUCUUCACCUCUAAUCGCUGUCUUCGUGCCUGUGGGAAGUAUUCGAUCUAUCUCUCCCCCAGAUUAAUUGAAGGGAAGGGGAAACAUUGCUGCUGCAGUUUGUUGGCUUUCACUGAGUCUUCAGGAUGUCUGAUAGUGAUGCUAGCAACUUCACUGAUGAUGAGAGUUCCCGAAGCAGCGAGGCAGAGGAGCAAGAGGAAAUUGAGGAGGAAGAAGAGCAUGCCAGUAGGGGCAGUGAGAAAGCGGAGGGGGAAGGUGAGAUAGAAGAAGCAGAAGAAGCUGAUGAGGAAGAGGAGGAGGAGGAAGAGGAGGAGGAAGAGGAGGAAGAGGAAGAGUAUGAUGAAGAAGAUGAUGAUGACCGACCCAAGAAGAAGCCACGACAUGGAGGAUUCAUCUUGGACGAAGCUGAUGUGGACGAUGAGUAUGAAGAUGAAGAUCAGUGGGAGGAUGGAGCAGAAGAUAUCCUUGAUAAAGCCUCCAACAUUGACAACCUGGUGCUUGAUGAAGACCACUCUGGGGCAAGACGAUUGCUAAACCAUUGGAGGGACAAAAGAGAAGAGGAACUUGGCGAAUAUUAUAUGAAUAAAUAUGCCAAACCAACAGCAGGAGAUCAUUUCUACGGCGCAUCAGAUGAACUCUCAGAUGACAUCACACAGCAGCAGUUACUGCCUGGUGUAAAGGACCCUAAUUUGUGGACUGUGAAAUGUAAGAUCGGUGAAGAACGAGCAACAGCUAUUUCAUUGAUGAGGAAGUUUGUUGCCUAUCAGUUUACAGAUUCACCCAUCCAAAUAAAGUCUGUUGUUUCCCCUGAGCACGUGAAGGGGUACAUUUAUGUUGAGGCAUACAAACAGACUCAUGUCAAGCAGGCCAUCGAGGGUGUGGGGAACCUCCGGAUAGGGUACUGGAACCAACAGAUGGUUCCCAUCAAGGAAAUGACAGAUGUGCUGAAGGUGGUGAAGGAGGUGACCAACCUGAAACCGAAAUCCUGGGUUCGUCUGAAAAGAGGUCUGUACAAGGAUGACAUUGCACAGGUGGACUAUGUUGAGCCAAGCCAGAACACCAUUUCUCUGAAGCUGAUCCCAAGAAUUGAUUAUGAGCGAAUCAAAGCUCGAAUGAGUUUGAAAGACUGGUUUGCUAAAAGAAAGAGAUUCAAGAGGCCGCUUCAGCGAUUGUUUGAUGCAGAAAAAAUCAGAUCGCUGGGUGGAGACGUGACCACAGAUGGAGACUUUCUUAUAUUUGAGGGCAACCGCUACAGCAGAAAAGGAUUCUUGUUCAAAAGUUUUGCCAUGUCUGCAGUGAUUACUGAAGGAGUGAAGCCCACGCUUUCUGAGCUUGAAAAGUUUGAGGACCAACCAGAGGGCAUUGACCUGGAGGUUGUGACCGAAUCAACAGGCAAAGAAAAAGAACACAACCUGCAACCUGGAGAUAAUGUAGAAGUUUGCGAAGGUGAAUUGAUCAACCUGCAGGGUAAAAUCUUGAGUGUGGAGGGCAACAAGAUCACAAUUUUACCCAAACAUGAAGAUCUGAAGGAUCCUUUAGAAUUUCCAGCUCAUGAAUUACGCAAAUACUUCAAAAUGGGAGAUCAUGUGAAGGUGAUAGCAGGGCGAUAUGAAGGAGAUACAGGACUGAUUGUGCGAGUGGAAGAGAAUUUUGUUAUUCUUUUUUCGGAUCUAACAAUGCAUGAGCUGAAAGUGCUCCCAAGGGAUUUGCAGCUAUGCUCAGAGACUGCAUCUGGAGUUGAUGCUGGAGGUCAGCAUGAAUGGGGUGAACUGGUCCAACUUGAUCCACAGACUAUGGGAGUCAUUGUCCGGCUAGAGAGGGAGACGUUCCAGGUUCUUAAUAUGUAUGGAAAGGUCAUUACUGUACGGCAUCAGGCAAUAACUCGGAAGAAGGAUAAUCGCUUUGCUGUGGCCUUGGACUCUGAGCAAAACAAUAUUCAUGUGAAAGACAUUGUCAAAGUCAUUGACGGACCACACUCAGGUCGUGAGGGUGAGAUUCGGCACUUGUAUCGUGGCUUCGCAUUUCUACAUUGCAAGAAAUUGGUGGAAAAUGGUGGUAUGUUUGUUUGUAAAACCCGACACUUAGUACUUGCUGGAGGUGCAAAGCCAAGGGAUGUAACAAAUUUCACAGUGAGCGGUUUUGCGCCGAUGAGCCCCCGCAUUAGCAGUCCAGUGCACCCCAGUGGUGGAGCCCCUCGAGGUGGUUUUGGAGGACAAGGGGGAAUGGGCCGUGGUCGAGGUCGUAGAGAUAAUGACCUGAUUGGACAAACGGUUCGCAUUUCACAAGGACCAUAUAAAGGUUACAUAGGUGUGGUAAAGGAUGCGACAGAAUCUACAGCUCGCGUAGAGCUUCAUUCCACCUGCCAGACCAUUUCUGUAGAUCGCCAGCGCCUCACUACAGUGGACUCAAAGAAGAAGGGUGGCUUGACAUCUGCUUACAGUCGUACCCCAAUGUACGGUUCCCAAACCCCAAUGUACGGAUCAGGAUCUCGGACACCCAUGUAUGGCUCCCAGACACCUUUACAUGAUGGAAGUCGAACUCCACAUUACGGCUCGCAAACUCCAGUUCAUGAUGGGAGCAGGACUCCAGGACAAAGCGGAGCUUGGGAUCCAAAUAAUCCCAACACACCUUCCAGGAAUGAUGAUGAAUAUGAUUUCCCUUACGAUGAUGAACCCACCCCAUCUCCACAGGCAUAUGGUGGAACACCCAACCCACAAACUCCAGGCUACACGGAUGUGCCGUCUCCGCAGGUUAACCCACAAUAUAAUCCUCAAACACCUGGAACACCAGCAAUGUACAGCACAGAUCAAUUUUCUCCAUAUGCGGCUCCGUCUCCUCAAGGAUCUUACCAGCCCAGCCCCAGUCCACAAAGCUAUCACCAGGUCGCACCAAGCCCUGUGGGCUACCAAAAUACUCAUUCACCUGCCAGCUAUCAUCCAACACCAUCACCAAUGGCGUACCAGGCAAGCCCAAGCCCAAGCCCCGUUGGUUAUAGUCCAAUGACUCCCGGGGCCCCAUCGCCUGGUGCAUACAACCCUCAUACACCAGGUUCCAGUAUUGAUCAGGGGUCCAAUGACUGGGUGACGACUGACAUCAUGGUUAAAGUGCGGGACACCUAUUUGGAUGCACAGAUCAUAGGGCAGACUGGAGUAAUUCGCAGCGUGUCGGGUGGCCUUUGCUCCGUGUAUCUGUCUGACACUGACAAAGUAGUCAGCAUCUCAAGUGAACAUCUUGAACCUGUCACCCCUAUGAAAAGUGAUAAGGUGAAGGUGAUUCUAGGUGAAGAUCGGGAAGCCACAGGUAUGCUGCUCAGUAUUGACGGUGAGGAUGGAAUUGUUCGAAUGGAACUGGAUGACCAGCUGAAGAUUCUCAACCUGAGGUUUCUUGGGAUCCUCAGUGAAGAAGGGGCAUUGAGUGCAACACCCUCUGGCAAAGAUGUAUAUAGUCGAAAGUAAAAUUCUUUUCUGUGAAGUUUUUGUUCAUACUUUUAGGUUUCCCUCUUGUGUUCUUGCUUUGAUAAUGUCUUGCUUAUUGUGGCCAGGUAUUAGCAGUGGUUCGUUCAAAAGAUCAAAAACAGCAGCAAACAACUGUUUGAGCAAAAGAAUGAAUGUGGAUUAAUUUGACAACAAAAAGCAAAGGAGGUUAUUUUUUCCUACUGAAAGUUGUUUGAUGCAAGAAAUGGGUUAUAGAUGCAUUUUUUUUAAAUUAAACACAACAUGGAGAAUGAUUUGUGUGUGAACAGGUAACUGAGUUUGUAAAUGUGAGGCUUGGAGGCAGUGAAUACUUUUGUAGCAAUUGAAUAGCACACCUAUGGGAUGAUACUGAAGGCUAUUUUUAUACAAAAAGAUGUUUGUACAGAUGUGACAAGUCACAUGAAAGAAUAGACUGCUUUGACAAAAAUUACUAACUAUUUUUUUAAAAAAAGCAGUUUGUAAAUUUAUAUUAUUGGAAUCUUUUUACUUUGGCAUUUAUUUUGAAAGGUUUUGAAGGAUCCUUUGAAAUUAACUUAGUUGUUCCAUUUUCACAUUUCAAAGGCAAAUCUCUAAGGGUUUCAGACUGCAUAAUAGUUGUUCCCUGUGCUUGAUCUCUGGAUGUGAUGUUUAUUCUUCCAGCUCCCCUCUGAUUGCAUUAAGUUGCAGUCAAGUUGACCCGUUUAAAAUGUCAUACCAUGACUGGCCAGAAAUAUGUUUAAGGGCAAUGGAGCUCUGAAUAAUCAGAAUUAGACGUAUUAAACUAAGUUGAAACUGAGAAUGUACAUCAGUUAGAUUUGAAUGCCCUACUUCUCAGCAUUUGGGUGCGUUAAAGGUAAGGCACCUGGAAAUUAUUGCCUGUUGAAAUCUGUUGUUUCUUUUGCUUCUCUCCAGCUAUGCUGGAGACUUGCAGUGAGAGCGAUCUGAAACCAUCGGCUGCCUCCACCACACGUUGUGCACUGGGCAUUCUCUUCCCCACAAGUAUUUAGAAUGUAGUAGUGGCAUUAUUUUCAAGAUUGCUUGUUUCUAAGUCCAGAGCAGAAUUUGCAGGUGUCAUAAGUUGCACUCUGGUGCCUAUUUUCACUCACCUGAUGGAAAUGUUCUUCCCCGCAAGCUGUCUGCCGUUUCUCUCUCCCUGAAUGGUGGGCAACAAGCGUGUGAGCCGCGUGAUUGCUCUCAGUCCACAUUCUCCUUCACCCCAGAGGCUGAGGAACCGAUCUGGGUCUUCUGCUUUGUCAGCCACUUCAGCACUUACGCUGACCUUGCCUGUGUCAGUUGUCCCUUUUUCUCCCAUACCUUGAGGUCCAUUGCUUAUGGAAUCCUGCUGAAGUUUCAACAGAACAAUGAGAGUUAUUCUAAUUUUUCAUCAUUGCGAUGUUGGAUUACCAGACUGUGUGUAUACCUUAUCAUUUGAUGCUGCCUAGAAUGCAGGAGAAAUGUACAUGGCCGAAAUAUGUGAUUUAAUGCAUUGCUUAACCAAUACCAUUCAGUGUUUAAUUAAAAAUUAAGGUGCAAAGCCGCAACAAAGAAUGGAGUGGGAUGAUUUGGUUAUAUCUCGGAGGCAAUGAGAACCGUUGGAAUCUUGGAGAGGGAGGAUAUCACUGGGCAACUUGGACUCCUCCAAAGCUGCACAAAGAUUCUCGGACACACAAUGUAUACUAUGCAGGAGUCUUGUACUCUGAUUGGAAGAGGUGUGAAUAGAAUUUUAAUUUUUGUACACAGAGACUAUGUCAUAAAGUUUCUGAAUUCACCAAAAAAAAAUCUGGCUGACUACUUUCAUUAAAAUACUGAACCUACUUGAGAUUUCUUCAUCUACAGUGUUCAUAAUAUUUCUGGAGCAAUGAUUUAUAAAAACAAGUUUGUUCACUAUAUUGUCAAUUGGGAAAACGUCCACUGUAAAUUGCCUGGCUCAAACUCCAUGUCAGUCAAACAUUCAGCAUCAUAAGAUCAAGAUACAAAAUAAUUGUCCCAAGUAUCAGAGGACUGCUGACAUUGUUUAAACUUAAUAAUAUUGCCCAAAUUUUCAAUAAGAAUAAGAUUAAUAAAGUAAGAGGUUGAGUGUAGCUGAAUUAAAGACAUUUUGUCUUACAUUCAUCAAGACAAAUAUCAAAGUACCAAAAGAGAAACCAACAUUCAUUUUGUAUAGAGGGAAGUGCUGAUUGUUUGGCCAGUGGAUUGUGACUAAUAUACGUAUCCUCCAGUAUAUGCAAGCGUGCAGUACUGCAAAACUUCCGGACAAUCCUAAGCUGGUUAUAAGGUUAAUGGUUUGCACACUUGAAAGUAUAUAGCAAGUGUUUUCUAUUUGUUGAAUCACUUCUAAUGUUGGACACUGUGCUGUGAGUGUGCAAGCGCAAACUGAGUUUGUGAAUUAUGCCAACAACCAAUUUACAAUGUCACUCUGGCUCACAGUAUGGUGCAUUUAAAUGUAUUAGCAUUAUUACAUGCAUUAUUAUACAGGGUCCUAUUUGCCGUGGAAAAAACAUCAUCAUGUACUUGAUUCAACUCAACAAAACAGGUGACAGUCUUUCUCUGAUUUAUUACGGCAAAACUUUGUCGACCUGCCUUGUUUAAAAUUUAAACAAAGCUUGGCAGGUCACAGUCAGUCAGUAAGUCAUUAAACGGUACAUUUGCCAUGGUGACGUCUCUACCAAUCAGCACUUUUGUUUUCCCUUUACUCUGGUAUGUUUUGUAAAUUGUCCAGAUGUCUGCAAGAUCAUAGGUUUCAAUAAAAUGUCUUUUUUUUUUCAACGAUCCUCAAGUUCUGUCCUUUGCAACAAAGAUCUUAAACAUGGGGCAGAGGUUUCCCAUCUUAGGUCGGUAUGUUAAUUUUAAGUGCACUUGUGAAAUUGGACCAGCUGCAAAUGCUCAGUCCUGUUUGAUGCAUCAAAAAAAGAAUGUUUAGAAUUUUGUUAUUUUACAAUGGCCACUGCUAAGAUCUGCUUCCACUGUCUAGUUUGCUGAAUGUCUCCUUCUGAUGUAAAGUGUAUUUCUGUGGUUUGGAAAUAUCACUGUAUGGCCAAUAUUUGAGCUUAUAAACCUAUUUUUGUUUUGAAUGGAGUCAAUAAAAAGACUUGCAGAUCUUGAA